Octodon degus (degu) is the source of this 634-nucleotide messenger RNA. RefSeq names its product islet amyloid polypeptide (gene Iapp). Bases 137 to 412 code for a protein of 91 amino acids. NCBI's taxonomy places the organism in Eukaryota, Metazoa, Chordata, Mammalia, Rodentia, Octodontidae. Gene Ontology annotation, molecular function: hormone activity. The transcript is spliced from 3 exons. The record is from RefSeq and is a predicted model, not a curated record. Gene Ontology annotation, cellular component: extracellular region.
GAAAGGCAGAGAACUCUGGGCUGCCUGGCUGCAGAGCUGACAGAUGUGUUAAGAGUAUAUAAGAGUGGGAUUAGUGGUAGCAGGAAAUUUCUUGAUUUCAGGGCUGAUUUACUCUUCUGAGAAAACCUGAGACGCCAUGUGCCUCCUUCAGUUGCCGGUUGUUCUCCUCCUGCUCUCCGCUGCAUUAAACACGCUGAAAGCUACGCCCAUUGCAAGUGAUACCGACCAUCGUGUGGACAAGCGGAAAUGCAACACAGCCACGUGUGCAACCCAACGCCUGACCAAUUUUUUGGUUCGUUCCAGCCACAACCUUGGCGCUGCUCUUCCACCGACUAAAGUGGGAUCCAACACAUAUGGCAGGAGGAAUGCAGAGGUUGUAGACGUUGAACUCCUGCAUUACUUACCCCUUUAGAGGGCGAAGUCUUCUAGAAUUCUCCCAUUAUGCAUAUACUCAGACGAUUUCCUGUGCGUUUUAGCGGAGUCUUUUUCAUUUCUAGUAUAAAUGUGUGACAUUCGGUGUUCCAUAUUUGUUAUCAGUAACGAUAAAUUGUCACAGUAAAAUUGUAUUGAAUUUGCUACUAGUUAAGGUCCUAAAAGAGAUAGAUAAUGUCUUUAAAAAUAAAAUGUUCUUGCU